Molecule: messenger RNA, 1497 nt
Organism: Osmia bicornis bicornis
Lineage: Eukaryota; Metazoa; Arthropoda; Insecta; Hymenoptera; Megachilidae
Product: probable citrate synthase 1, mitochondrial
Exons: 8
Coding region: 1-1497 (498 amino acids)
Biological process (GO): tricarboxylic acid cycle; carbohydrate metabolic process
Cellular component (GO): mitochondrial matrix
Source: RefSeq, a predicted model, not a curated record
AUGAUUUUAAGGAAUGUCAGGAAAUACCCGACUGGCAGUGAUAAUAUCAAAGGACAACAACACGUAUUGACGGUUGGAAUUGAUUUACCGAUGUACGAGGUAAGCACAGUAAGAGGGGUUCCUAGUACGAGUACAAAUUUGAAAGAAGCCCUGUGCGAAAAGAUUCCAAUACACUAUGAUUUGCUAAGAAAUUUUCGUCAACAACAUGGGUCUUCUGUGAUCAGUCGUAUCACGGUAGAAAAUAUGUACCAAGGGUUGAACGGAGUGAACACCAUGGUUAGGGAAACAUCUGAACUUGAUCCGAAGUACGGAAUCAAAUACAGAGGGCUGACAAUACCAGAAGUGAUCAUGCUCUUACCUCGAGAAGGAAAGUCACCUAGUGCUGAAGCCGUGUUCUGGUUGCUAUUAACAGGCGAUGUUCCAACCCGAGAACAAACAGCUUCCUUAAUAGCCGAUUGGUCGAACCGACGUCAAAAUAGAAAGGAUUGGUGGUCAGGACCAGGAGGUGGAAUCGUUGGUUCGAUCCUUCAGACUCUCCCAAAGACAACAACACCUUUGGGAAAAUUGUCAGUGGCUCUCACUGUCUUUGAUUGUGGAAAACACACGAAAGAAGGUUUAAGAAAUGGAGCUCCGAGUCACACUCAUUGGGAAUACACUUAUGAAGAUGGAAUGGAGCUACUUGCAACAUUACCUGCAAUAGUUGGGUUAAUUGCUAAGUCUGAAGAGUUUAAAAAUGUGAAAGAAGAAGGUGACUGGGUGCAAUCCUUCUUGGAAUGCUUGAGCAAAGCCUCCAACAUCUCUGGAAGUCAUACAAAAUCUAUAGCGGAUUUCCUUCGAUUAUUUAUCAUUUUGAAUGCAGACGAGGAUGGAGGAAUUCCUGCUGUUCAUGUUACAGAGAUACUCGGUGCUUCUCAAUUAGAUAUCAAUCAAGCUUUAGCAGCUGGUGUAUUAGCAUACAACAAUGAACCGAAAAGUGGCACACUGUCACAAUAUAUGGAAUUCCAAAAUAAGAUACAACAAUUUCUGGGUCAUGAGCCUAAAGAAGAAAAAUUAAAAGAUUGUCUCGGCACUUUGAUAAAAAAGAACGCAUUAAUUGGUUACAAGGAAGCAGAACUGAGUGAUCCACGAUACAAUGCACUGAUGAAUUACUCGAGAGAGUAUAUGCCAGAUGAUUCUGAAAUAAAGUUAUCACAAGCUAUCACUCGUAUGCUUACUAUGAUGAUGAAGACCUCGAAAGGAAAGAAAAUUUAUCCUGAACAAAAUACAAUUGCGGCACCAAUUUUUCAGUUCUACGGAAUGAAAGACAUGGCAUUCAAUCAAGUACUGUUGUGCAUGUCACGAGCAUUGGGUGCAGUUGCAUCUAUCAUUUGGACGAAAGCUAUUAAUGCACCGGUUGAGCAUCCAGGAUCAAAAUGCACUUACACUUAUUUAAGUUCCAUUCAAGGAUCGCGGAGAAAGAAUAAACGAAGAAAAUAUGUUAAACGUCCACAGAAAUAA